GUUUCGAUACUUCCGAUGGAUGCUUUGAUUCUUGGAUCCUCUACUGGAGGACAUUCUUUUUUCAUACCUGGAAGGAGUAGCUGGAGGAGAAAAGACUUGAAGCCUGAUAAAUUUCCAGUUGCAGGUUUUUCCAGACGAGUGCAAGUGUCGACAUGCAAUUCGAAUAAUAUCAUAGAAAAUUUUUAUACUAAAAGGUUUCAGCAACAUAUUGUCAAGCAUCAUGCUAGAGGUAUUCAGGAAACAUUUACAGCCUCCCAGAAAAGUAAUACAAAGUUUCUGGUGAAGGCCACUUCUGGUCACCCUUUUGAAUCAGAGCCUGGAGCUUGCCCCAAAACCCCUUGGAAUUUUGUUAAAAAUGCAUUGGAUGCUUUUUACAGGUUUUCACGGCCUCACACGGUUAUAGGAACAGCACUCAGCAUCGUUUCUGUUUCUCUUCUUGCUGUUGAGAAGUUAUCGGAUAUUUCUUCCCCGCUUUAUACUGGGGUAUUGGAGGCUGUGGCUGCUGCCCUUAUGAUGAAUAUUUAUAUUGUUGGUCUAAAUCAGUUGUCCGACGUAGAGAUUGACAAGGUUAACAAGCCUUAUCUUCCAUUAGCAUCGGGGGAGUAUUCAACUUUGACUGGCAUCUUGAUUGUCACAUCAUUCUCCAUCAUGAGCUUUUGGCUUGGAUGGGUUGUUGGUUCAUGGCCAUUAUUUUGGGCUCUUUUCGUCAGUUUUGUGCUUGGGACUGCAUAUUCAAUCAAUUUGCCACUAUUGCGAUGGAAAAGGUUUGCAUUGGUUGCAGCAAUGUGCAUCCUAGCUGUUCGUGCCGUGAUUGUUCAACUUGCUUUUUAUCUGCACAUACAGACCCAUGUAUUCAGCAGACCAAUCAUCUUUUCGAAGCCUCUAAUUUUUGCUACUGCAUUCAUGAGCUUCUUCUCCGUAGUUAUAGCACUUUCCAAGGUAAAUGUUGCUUUCUAUACUAAUGAAUUGAUGUAUCUUCUCAUGUGCAUUUGAUUUUUGUCGAGCCAUUCAUUUAAUAGUUCAUGAUCAAAGUGGUAACCGCCGUUCUAUUUUUGCGAUGGAUAUUGUGCAGGAUAUACCUGAUAUCGAAGGAGAUAAGAU
Messenger RNA from Hibiscus syriacus, 1101 nucleotides. RefSeq names its product homogentisate phytyltransferase 1, chloroplastic-like. The transcript is spliced from 9 exons. The coding region runs from base 16 to 993 and encodes 325 amino acids. Gene Ontology annotation, cellular component: membrane. Gene Ontology annotation, molecular function: transferase activity, transferring alkyl or aryl (other than methyl) groups. The record is from RefSeq and is a predicted model, not a curated record. Lineage: Eukaryota; Viridiplantae; Streptophyta; Magnoliopsida; Malvales; Malvaceae.